Molecule: messenger RNA, 2647 nt
Organism: Thecamonas trahens ATCC 50062
Lineage: Eukaryota; Apusomonadida; Apusomonadidae
Product: MIF4G and MA3 domain-containing protein
Exons: 1
Coding region: 6-2609 (867 amino acids)
Biological process (GO): mRNA splicing, via spliceosome
Cellular component (GO): catalytic step 2 spliceosome
Molecular function (GO): RNA binding
Source: RefSeq, a predicted model, not a curated record
GGCCCAUGGCUGAACCGAGUGGCGCAGCCGGAGCUGCACAGGGUGCUGCCAGUAGCAGUCCAGCCGAAUCUGCAGGUAUGCUUGCAGGUGGUGGGGUGGAGACAGAGCCGGAGACGAAGGCGACUGCGACAGCGGCAACAACUGCGUCGGUCGCCACAGCCGCGACAACCUCUGCAAUGGUAGGAGCAGCAGACAAGAACAACAAAAGCAACGAAGAGGAGAAAGUUCUUCCGCCCCCGAGUCUGGUCGACACGAAGCGGCUUGAAAAGGCGGCCGACGAGGCGGCACAGCGGGCCGAGCACGCCGCUAUGUGCCAGCUCGUCCGCGAGACGGUCCAGUCUGCGCUGCGCGGACCAUCGCGCGGAGUGGCCGAGGCUGCAACACGGCUGCUGGCCAAGGUUGAUGUUGUCAAGUUCCGCGGCGUGGUGGCGGCCGAGGUGCUGGUGCAUGCCGGUGUGAGGUCGCAGGGUAGGCGCGGGCAUGGGCCCCGAGGCGGGCUGGGCGACGGUGGCGGAUCAUCGUCGCCGGCUGCAUCACUGGGGACGGCGGCCAAGGCUGCAGCGCUUGUGGCCAUUCUCAACUCAAAGAUUCCUGCCCUGGGCGAGCUGGUCCUCAUCCGGGCUGCUGGAGGCUUCAACCAUGCGCUCGGGCGCAAGUCGUUCCGGCCUGCAGCAGCCUACGGCGGCAUCAUUGCGCAUCUGUUCCUGCAGGGCGUCGCCGGCGAGCUCCUCCUCCUCGAGGUUCUCACCAUGCUUAUUGAUGCCGAGCGCGAUGCUGGGUUUGGAGUCGCCAGCCGACUGCUCUGCGCCGCCGGCGGGCGACUGAUGGAGGUGGCCAGCGCGCCGACGGUGGCGUUGCUGGACACACUGCGCGACGCGCUGCAGGAGGGCUCGAUCCAGUCGGCACGGACGUGCAAAGAGGUCGAAAAGGUGCUGGGCAUCCAUCGCAGGGGCUUCCGCUUCACUGGGCCACACUCGGAGCUUGACUUUGUCCACGAGGACGACCAGAUCCCGCACAUUGAGCUCUCGCUGCUCGACGACGCCGAUCCACAGCACGAGCUCGACACCUUUGCUUACGACCCGGCGUACGCCGAGAACAAAGUCCGGUUUGUCGCCUUGCGCCGGGCCAUUCUCGGUCACGGCUACACCGAGUCGGGCUCGGGCUCGGGCUCAAGCGGCUCUGGCUCUGGCUCUGGCUCUGGCUCUGGCUCGUACUCGUACUCGGGUGGCAGAGCGCGCCAGACUGAGGAGAAGCCGCAGCUCGGGCUUGGGCGUGGGACCAAGACCCGGACCGAGGACUACACCGAGGACGAGCUGAAGCAGCGCAAAAAGGAGCUGUACAUGAUCGUGAUGUCGUCACUCUCGCACGAGGAGACUGCGCACAAGCUGCUGAAAGCCGGCAUCCACGGCGACGAGGAGCUUGUGGCCGGCCUGCUUGUGGAAGCGUGCGCGGAGAGGCGAACGUUCCACCGGUACUACGGCCUGCUUUGCGCGCAGCUCUGUCAAGUCUCGACCGAGCUGCACAAUGCGUUCGCCGCGGCGUUCUGCAAGGCGUACGACUCGAUCCACGAGCUGGACACUGUCCGGAUUCGCAACGUGGCCAAGCUGUUUGCGCACAUGCUGCGGACGCGUGCACUCUCGUGGACGGUCCUCCAGCAUGUCCGCAUCACCGCACUCGACACCAACCCGUCGUCGCGUAUCUUUGUCAAGUUCCUCUUCAUUGAGCUCUCCGAAACCAUGGGCCUUGCCGAGCUCAAGACGCGGCUGGCCGAGCCGGACGUGGCCGAAAGCCUUGUCAACGUCUUUCCGCGCGACGACCUCAAGCACACCCGGUUCGCUGUCAACUUUUUCAUCGCUAUCGGCCUCGGCAGCCUCACCGACGAUGUCCAAGCGUGGCUGGCGACCAAGCCGAAGCCUGUUCCGCGGCCUGAUGCCGCCACCGUCGCCCACGUCGCUCGCAUGACCGGCGUUGCCACCGGCGCGGGCUCAUACUCGCCAUACUACUCCGACUAUGGCUACUCGUAUCCAUACUCGGGCUACGGCUAUGGCUACUCGUAUCCGUACUCGAGCUACGGCUACUCGUACCCGCCGUACUCGGACUACUCGUAUCCGCCGUACUCGGACUACUCGUAUCCGCCGUACUCGGGCGAUGGCUACUCGGACGGCAAGAGCAAGAGCAAGAGCAAGAGCAAGGACAAGCGCAAGGACAAGCGGAAAGGCAAGCGUAAGGGUAAGGGCAAGAGCAAGGCCCAGAGCAAGGGUAAGGGCAAGCGUAAGGAGAAGAGCCGUGACAAGGGCAAGAGCCGUGACAAGGGCAAGGGCAGGGGCAAGGGUAAGGGCAAGGGUAAGGGCAAGGCCAAGGGUAAGGGCAAGGUCAAGAAGAGUCGUGCCGAUGAGACUUCAUUGUCGCGUAAGCGGCGUCGUAGUCUCUCGUCCGAUGCCCAGCAACCAACGACCGAGGCUGCAUCCGGGGCCGCGCCCGCUACGGCGUCCGAGGCUGCGCCCGCGGCUACGCCAGCGACUGCAUCCUCAGGUGAUGCGCCUCGGUCGGAUACGGCAGCUGAUCCUUCCACCUCUGAGCCUCCGGCCAAGCGAUCCCGCCACGCAUGAAGAUCCUGCAAUAGCCUGUAUAAACUACCAUGGCCAUG